UCCACGAAAAAACACCAUCAACCAAACCAUCAGCAGUCAACUGAUACAUCUGCGUUAUAUGUAUCUCACACCCAACGCCAACGACCUCAGACACCAGCCGCCUCUCGAGCUGCAACGACUUCGCAUACCGCGGAAACCUUGUAGCUCCUAUUUCUCUUCCAACGGCUAAUCCACCGAUCUUCGAAUGUUUCGUUAGAAAAAGAAAUCACUGUCAUCGACACUCUAUCUCCUUCACUGUUUCGCUCGCCCCCUCCGCUUCUGCAUGUUCCAUGUCGCAUCGCCCCGUCGCCUAACGGUCAUUAUCGAGCCCUAAACUACAUAGAACUCAACGCAUUCACGUCAUCUCAAGAAAGCCGCAGCCAUGGUUACCAUCAAUAUCCGCAGCGAUGUCAAGGACCCCUUCUACCGAUACAAGAUGGAGAAACUCCAGUCGAAGAUCGAGGGCAAGGGUAACGGCAUCAAGACAGUCAUCGUCAAUCUCAGCAGCGUCGCUCAAUCUCUCGCGCGCCCUGGAGCCUACGUUAUCAAGUACUUUGGCUUUGAACUAGGAGCCCAGACCAAUACCAACCCUGCCGAUGAUCGAUGGAUUAUCAACGGUGCACAUGAGGCUUCUAAACUCCAAGAUUAUCUUGAUGGCUUCAUCAACAAGUUCGUUCUCUGCAAGAAAUGCAAGAAUCCCGAAACCGAUGUGGUCAUUAAGGACGGCCGUAUCUUGCUGGACUGCAAGGCUUGUGGUCAGCGGUCCGAUGUAGAUCUUCGCUUGAAGCUCAGCGGUUUCAUCCUCAAGAACCAGCCAAAGAAGGGCAAGAAAGACAAAGCUGAGAAGAAAGCCGCACGCAAAGCCAGAGAGAACCGCAACGGUGACAGCAAAGAAAAUGGUCAUGCCAGUGGUGGUGAGAGUAACUCCGAGAAUGGCUCCAACGGCAAUGGCGACGUUGGUAUUGAAGCUGGCAGCGAUGAUGAAAUGACUCGCCGUAUCAAGGCUGAGGCUCAAGAGAUUGAUGCAACACCAGUUGAGGUCAAAGAUGAUGAAUGGACGGUUGACAUGUCAGCGGAAGCCGUCAGAGCUCGCCAGCAACAACUUCCCGACGACCUCAAGCAGAAGCUUGUCCUUGGUGGCGACGACGAUGAAGAAGAAGGCGAAGGUGGGGGAAACUCCAGUUACGACCAACUAGGAAGCUGGAUCCUCAGCGAGGCUGAAGAAAAGGGCGGCGUCAAUAACGUUGACGACGUUGCUAUCUAUCUCAAGGCCAAGGAGCUUGGUAUUGAAGCCAAGCACCGUACUCUCCUGGUCCUGGUCCAGACCAUCUUCGACGAUGAUAUCGUCAAGCAGAUCCCUAAGCGUGCUGGAAUGCUUAAGAACAUGGUUAGCUCCGAGAAACAUGAGAAGGCUCUUCUCGGAGGAGUGGAACGCUUCAUUGGGAUCCGAGGCAAAGAGAACCCAGAGAUCUAUAAUCUGACGUCUAAGAUCCUCAUGGUUCUCUACAAUGAGGAUAUCGUCAGUGAAGAGAUGCUCACUAAAUGGGGCACCAAAGCCAGCAAGAAAUACAUCGAUCUCCCAACCAGCAAGAAGGUGCGCAAGUCUGCCGAGGCCUUCCUCACCUGGCUCGCCGAGGCCGAGAGCGAUGACGAGGACUCCGAAUAA
Molecule: messenger RNA, 1645 nt
Organism: Amorphotheca resinae ATCC 22711
Lineage: Eukaryota; Fungi; Ascomycota; Leotiomycetes; Helotiales; Amorphothecaceae
Exons: 2
Coding region: 362-1645 (427 amino acids)
Biological process (GO): formation of cytoplasmic translation initiation complex; translational initiation; formation of translation preinitiation complex
Cellular component (GO): cytosol
Molecular function (GO): translation initiation factor activity; GDP-dissociation inhibitor activity; eukaryotic initiation factor eIF2 binding
Source: RefSeq, a predicted model, not a curated record